CGUCGUCGUUGCUAGCUAAUCCCGUAAUUUAACCAAAUUUACACGAACCGUUCACCAACUUUUGACCGGAAAGAUGAAGUGGAAGUGAUCAAUCAUUCUUGUAUUGGGUUACUCAGGCUUGUGUGACAUCUUUACGCUUGUUAUGGGCCUAUAAAUCAACUGUUAGUCAUUUUAAAAUCGAAAUGGGUAAGACCGAAGACACAAACAAUAACCGAAGCAGUUCAUUGUUUCUCUUUCUAAAGACACGCAUUUAUAGGUUUUUGCUAAAAAAGUAUGUUACACUGUUCAUAAACAACUCACGGGAUUGUUUAAAACUACAUUUACAGUUUAAUGCUCUUAAUUUCAGCUAUAAAGACGGAUCUGAGUUUGCUACUUGAGUGUCUGAAGUGUCAAAUGAAAAGUCCUGAUCUGCAGAAACAAGCUCUUCUUACUAUUCACUCCAUCUGUGAAAACAAAGGUAACGAUAAAAAUAUAAGUUAUGCAGCUCUCUACACUUAUCAUUCAAUUGUCUGAUAAGUUUUUGGACACAAAUAUUCAAAGUCAGUGAUACACUUCAGUUUCAAACAGAAAACUUGCACACUUCAUGUUUACAUUGCCAAAUGUUCUUGUGUUUCAGAGGAAAAUGUUGACUUCUUGAGACAAAUGGGGGGUGUGUCUUUCAUGUACAACCUCUCCAAAUCCAGUAUUGUUCAUCCAAAUGUGAAGGAGGCUGCUCUCUUUACCCUCAGCACCCUGGCCGAGGCCAAUGGUAAUAUAUGUACUGAGGCAUGUCCACUUUAAAGUUGACAUUUUCACAUUUUUAUUUUAAAUAAUAAACCAUUUUCUAUCUCUUAGUGUAUUGCAAGAAUUCUCUGUGCAGAAAGGAGACAUUUUCAGACCUCGCUGAGUGGUUGACGAAAGAAGAUAUCCCACUGACACAUAAGAGAGUGUCUGUCUAUCUGCUGUCUGUGUUGGUUGCCAAUAACAGUAAGAUCAAGACUCCACAACUGACCUUAUGAAAGCUACAAGAGCAGCUAUUUAGUUCAAGUGCACCAUAAUUUAAAUGUUAUUCCUUUUGGUUUAAUUUCAAGUUUAUAGAAGCCUUUUCUUAUGCAAUGGAUGAAACGUAAUAGGGAGAGAAAUUCUGGUGUUAGGUUUGAGAGCGCAGCAGUUGUGGUUUUAAUGCAGUCAUGUUGAAAUAAGAUGACUGUUUUUACUAUCACAGAAUCAGGACAGACUUUAGCCCAAACCACUGGCUGCUUGGAUAUUCUUCUUGACAUCUUCAGGUAUUUUUAUGAUGUUUAAUACAGUAAUCUUAUAUGGCUAAACAUCCUUCUCAAGUUUACAGAGGUUUGUUAAAGUUCUGUCAGAAGUUUUUAGAAAGCAAAGCAGAUAUAUAUGAAUUUAAUAGUCUGUAUCUUCGCAGGACCACUUUCCCCCUCUCCACAGAGACUACAUUCAGAGCUGUUGAUGCCACCCAAAUGUGUCAACUUUGGGCAUCUUCAUGCAGUGCUCUUUGUGGAUGUGUCAACAAUCCCCAGAAUGGUAAUGCUAUUUGUGUCUGUCAGACCGAGAAGCAUUUCAUCUUUGCUGUACUCUCAUGUCAAACAAAUAUGCUUUAACUUUAUAUCAAGUUAUGCUGCUGAGUUGUGUCUUCUUUAAUCUUGUAGAGGAGGGUCAGCGUAUCUGUGUGGCAGCUUUCCCCGUCGUAAAAACCUGGCUUCAGCAGAUUGAUUUGUCAAGAACUGAGAUUUUCCAGUCUGUAUGUUCCUUCAUAGCAAUGACAGUUGCCAACAACUGUAAGUUAAGAUUGUAGGAAACCUGUAACUUUAUCCCAACAUAAACCCCUGCAGUAGCAAUAAAAACCUGGAGUAUGAGACUGACUUAAGUCCUUGUUUUUACAGUCUAUGCUCAGGAGAGUUUUUCUGCCUCAGGGGGUCUGGACAACCUCUGUUUUGCACUGGUUCAACUGGCCUCUGCUGCAGAUACAAGCUUGUUGUCAUGCCAGCUUUCAGUCACUCUAUCCAAGACGCUGUCAGCUUGCAUCACAGACAACCGUGGGUAUUGCUUUUACACACACCUUACAGUUCACUACAACAAACUCUCUCUUUCACUAAUCAUUUCUUCUCUGUAGCUUCUCUUGCCUCAGGUCUGGCGCCGUACGGAGUGGUCUCCCAGCUUUUCUUCCUGCUGGCCAGUCCACACCUGAACCCUGAGGAGAGGCUUUCUGUGUUGCUCACUCUGGGCCUCUGCACCGUGGCCUCUGGUAAGACUGCACAUCAGUGUACAGAACAAACCUGACAUUGUCUUGUAGAGUCUGAGUGUUGCACUUAAUUUUUUAUGACCUGCUGUGUGUAGUUUCUUGCGAGUUUUACUUGUUUAUUUAUGCUCUCUAUUUAUACUGUGUGUCCUCUGUUUGUAGAGGAGCACCAAUCCCAGUUGGUGCAGUGUGGAGGCCUGCCCUUGAUCAUAACUUUGCUCACUGAAGAUACAAGUGAGGAAGUUAGAAAAGCUGCUACAUUCAUAUUGCAGACCUGCAAACAGGCCAGUAAGUCAAGCUGUUUUAUUGUAUAUAUUGUAUUGUAUCAUACAUCACAUUAUAGAUUUGUUAUACAGUCACAAUUGAGUCAGUCUUGUCUAUUAUAUUGCAUAUUGGUGAUCUAUUAUCAGAGAUGGAUUCUUCUGAUGCCCACUGAACAUAAUCAGUAGCUCAGUGUUACCAUUGCUCUUACUCUUUUGUAGAAAGAGAUUACAGUCUGCAAAGUAUUGAUGGGUGUUUUCGGUCCAGGGUGAUAAGUGUGUUUUUGAGGCUGUAGAGAUUGGGAUGAUAUUCCUCUGAAACCAUUUCUUUGUGGAAGUGUUUUCAUGCCUCUUUUUGGACAUUAACAACAAGUAAUUCUCUGAAUAUCUAAAAAUUAGAGAAGACAAAGAGAAUAAAGACAACAAAAUGAAGUUCUGACGCAGAACAUUGAGCUUUCCCGAUGAUAUUUGUGUCUUUGUAUUUGUAGCCAUGUCUUUGGAAGUGCCAGGAUCAAUAAAGAAGCUAGGGAAGGGUGAAAACGUGGAGCCUGUAACAAACAUGGAGGGCUUCAGGAGUUCUGCAAGAGAGUUUCUGCAUAGGAUUGAUCUGCUAGAAAAGAGACAGGCAAAGGUCAGGCAAACAUUCACUCACAUCAUGUACAGUACAUGUACGGUACAACCAGUUUGAAGCACAGCGUCUCAUUCUGUGUGUACAUUUUUUGGCUUAGGAUGUACAGGAGGAUAUAGACACAUCAGCUGUAAUUAAAGAACUAGAAGAACCCACCACACCUCCAGCCGUUCUUGUGCCUCUGCAGCCGAGGAAGAGCAUUAAAACUGUCUCUGCCGCUCAUCGACAGACCGGCACUCUUACACAUUUAGAAGCAAGAGGAGAAAACGACAUUGAGCGUCAUAGCAUGAGAAGUAUGCAAAAAGAGAAGGCUGAAAACAAUCAAGGUGAUGUGUUGUGUCAUGCAUGCAAAGGCACUAGAGAGCCAAUAAUGUCCCAUGAGUGGUCACCAGAGGGAGGCAGAGCACAUCAAACUGCAGACAAGUUAGUAGUAGCUCUUGUUGUGGGUCGCCUACAAAUUAGAAAAACUUGAUGAAACAAAGCACAUAUAUUUAAGUUCUUCCAUUGUUUUCCUUUUUGUUUAGUAAGAUGUUUAAACUCCCAGCAACAGUGAAACACAGCGUGCCAAAGGAAACGAUGAGGGAAAAAUACUGUGAAGAAGGUGAGAGUUAAAGCUUUGCACCUUCAACACACUGUUGUAAAAGGUUUUGUCCUUAAAUGAAAUAUAAAGUGAUGAAUUAUUGUGUUUAGAGUUACAGGACCACAGGAUGAGCACUGUUAGGGAAAUGUCAAUGAAGAGAGAUUCACCUUCUCAGAUUCGGUGUGCAGGUAAGAGUAUGUUAUGUUGCAUCUUUAAAAAUGCUUUUCAUCUUGUAUUAUUCAAAUAUUGUUGGGUAUUAUUGUCUGACUCUGUUCUAACAAUAUGGACUGUGUCCUGUUUCUGUUAAUGUUGCUGCAAUAUGUAGAAUAAACCGUACAUUUCAGCUUUUGACUUUUGGGAGAUAAAGGAUGUGGGAGUAGUUUGGCCUGUUUCAUUUGCUAUACCAGUUAAAGUAUUUGACAAGUGGAAUGAGCCAUGUUAAUGUCGUAUUUUAAAGCACAUCCUAUAAUGUCUUUUCUGUCAUAUAAAAAUGUGUUAAUUCUACAUUCCAUUCCUGUUCUAUGCUCUCAUUUAGGCUGUGUGCUGCCUUUUGAGGAGGUGACCAGUCAUACUUUCUCAUCCCUCCAAAACUCCUGCAAACACAGCUGUGACAUGCACAAAGUUCUCCAGGAGGCCUCAGAGCGAUUCAGAGCUUCUCACUUUUUGUGCAAGAGAGAGCACCGGGACAACAGCAUGAAUCAGGCCCACCAAGACUCUGCAAGACUUUCAGCAGCAGCAGCAGCAGAGCCACGGAGAAGCAGGAAGAACUGGAGUGGUAAAGGUGUUUAAUCUUUAAAGUGCAGAACACUCUGCUCAGAGCGUUCAUUCCAGCGCCACAUUUUAUUCUUAUAAGUUACGUAAGAUGAAUUAGAGAACAGUUUCAUGUCAGUUCUUUUCACACUUGAAGAGCGCUUCCUAAAUUUGGUUAGUUCAAUUCAAAGUUGGCAAAAUGAACUUUUAUAGCCUUGAAUCCUGAUGAAAUCUGAUUAUUAUUUUAGCAAAUGUCACUGUGCCAAAAAAAAGAAGAGAUGGCGAUAGAAGAACUAGUUAAACAAGUUCACUUCUCCGUGCUUUGCUGUGUAUCGGUAUCAUGUUGCUUUACUGCGACCUGGAUGGAAGUUUACAAAUCAAAGCAGAAGAUCCAGUAUGGUCGCGUAGAUGCUGUUUCACGAUUGGUUUCAUUUCUUUAACAUCCCAUCAGUGUUGUUACUCCCUCUUAUGAAACACGUGCUGCUAUUUCUUUUUACUACUGUACUUUCUGAGUUUCUCUUUCCUGUCCAGAGGUCUGCCUGACUCCUAUACAUAGAGCCACAGGGAAAGGAAAGAGCUUCCUGUCAGAUAACAACUGGAAGAAGCACAAUGGUAAGACGUGUGCAUUAAGAAGAUUUCUAUAUAGUUCCUUGAAACAUACACGUCAUCUGUAAGCUACUGGAAAUGAACAUUUUAUGGUCAAAUCAAAAAUAAAUAGUUGAAAGUGGUUGACUUUGUAGAGGUACAAACAAAAGCACGAACAAACAGAACUGAUGCGAUAGAAGUUGGCUUUCUUACACGGCAAGACAAGCUUUUCUGCUCUAAAAAAAAUCACCACACGGCUCAAGGAAGCAUUUUGUCUUUUGUGAAAAGUUGUACCUGAGAGCUUGGAAAGGAACGCAAAUGAAUCUCUUUGCCAUCUUGAUCAAAUGGACGACACAGGAAGAAAACAAAAAAACAUAAUAUUGAAAAGUUUUGAUCUGUAUGUGUGCCUCCUCCAAUCAUAGGCAUCACUUUGACUCCCCUUCACAGAGGAGCAACAAAAGAGACAUCAACCUCUCACAACAGGACUGGUAUGUGAAUGACACUAUCAGAGCUGUGUAUCAUUGAUUGUUUUUACAUUUGUCACACUUGACGGCAUUGAUUUCACCACUCCUCUCCUCAGGUCCAGGCUUGAAUCCCCUGAGAAGGUCUCGUCCUGCUGAAGGUAAACACGCAAAACCAGAAUUGUGUAUUUACAGAAGAUUACUCGGAGUUUGUGUGUGAAUGUUGUGAUUGCGAGCCUGUGGUGGGAGCUGUCCUCCGCUCUGUGUUGUUGGCAACAGACAAUCCAGAGCAGGAGGAAUGUUGAACCGAAGCCAGUGUUUCUCACAGCGCAGGCCAGAGCUGGUUCAGAGCCGCACAGCUGUACGAAGCUGUUUCACACUCUGUAAAACACACUGUCUGUCUGUCUUUGUGUGUGUUUGUGUGCGUGAGGGAGUGAGAGAGAGAGCGAGAGAGAGAGAGAAAGAGGGGGACAGAAACAGAGAAAGGGUGUGUUCUGAUGCUUUUGUAUUACACCAGUGACAUGGCACUACCAUGUCACUUACAUAACGCGGAAAGAAGAAGAGACACUUGAGAAUUCUGUACGAGCAUCGCAUUCACUUCACUGUAAUGUCAAAGUUUCUAUAUCUUCAUUUUUCCCUCUUUGAGUCAUGCUUUCCAGUUUUGCCAGUUCACAGGCCCUCAGACAGACUUUUGGAGAGGCAGCGAGGCUCUGUUUUUCUUUUUGUGCUGUGGAGCUGAGAUUUACUGUAUCUUUAUACCUCUCAGCCAAAUGCAUUUUCCAAUGCUCACUACUCAUUUGGGAGAGUUUAUAGUUUUUCUUCCACUGCACUGUCCAGUUCUGUUUCUCUUUUCCUCUGGCUUCUUUUUCUAUCAAACUUUUGUCCAUCCAUCCAUCCUAAUGUUGCCAUCUUUUGUCUAUUCUCUUGCUUUUGCAUACUUCAUCAUCCGUCCUCCUGCUCCUGUAUUGUUAUGUUUGUUCUGCAGCUGUAUCAGCCACAACUGGUGAUGCAUUUUCCCUCUAAUGAGGAGGACAAAAGAGAAAAGAGUAAUUGUCUGAGAAGAGUCUGAGGCCAGUUUAUGAGUGGAAGAAAACAAGGGAUUAUCUCAGACUUCUGACACUAACACAAACAAACUUUUUUUUCAUGUUUUAGAUACGGAGAGAAGAGAAGAAAAAAGCAGCGGGCUACGUACUCUUGGUGAUGAAAUGGAGUCUCACACAGAUCUCAAUUCAAGUGUGAGAGACAGGAGUUACAUAAUAUUUUCACGAUCUGAAUAGUUUACAGUGAAAAAGUACUGCGUUACAGAACAUGAAAAAUCAAACUACUUCGUUGAAUGCUGACGCAAAACAGGGUUGAUAAUACUGACCUAAUAACUGUAAUGAAGAUGAAAAUAGUACAGAGUAUGCAUUAAAUUUAAGAAACACAAAAUUUUAAAAAUAGAGGGCACUACAGAGGAUAUUAAAAAUCAUCAGUUGUUUAAGGCAUGUGUGAUGAGUGUGUUUAGCAUCUUUUGCAAAGUCUUCAGUGUUCUGAUAUUUUUAGAAGUUUAUUCCAUAACUUUUUCCCACCUACCUGACUUUAGCUGAAUCUUUAGGGUCUGUUGGAUUUAACAGGGGUACUUUCUAGCAGCUGAGGAUGGUGGUGUUCUGGGAAAUGAGCAACUGAGGGCUUUUUAUGUAGAGGAGAUAACCUAAAAUGAGUUUGAAAGAAAACAGGAAGCUCCUCUUGUUUCUGGUAAACAGCUGAGCUGAAGUAUUUUGAAAUUCUAAGAAAAAAGAAGAAGAGGCAACUUACAGUAAAAAAAAACAACAGGAUUGAAAUUUGAGAAUCAUUUCCCUUUCCGUGAUGCUGAAACCAGUCUCAAUUUGAGCGUCUUCAUGCUCUGACACUGCAUCUUGAUAUUAUAGUGAUAUAGUAAGGUUCAAAUCUUCUGUUAAGUGGUUGAUAAGUGUUUUAGAAGAUCUGCUAAUUCAUGUUAUAAAAGCUCUGACGCUCUUUAACUAUGACGGUGUAGUGCAAAUUUAAAAUGUACACACAUAAUCAAACCCACACACAGAUCAGACAUGAAAAGUUAAGUUCCAACCUGACUUUUUAUGGCUUACACAUUUAUGAUGAAACCAGUCGGUGCCUGGAGGCUAGGAAAUCAAUCCUGAACUACAUGAUACUUUUCUCAGAAAGCCUACAGGGAAAAAAUGCACUGUGCUUUUCAUGAGCUAAAAUUAGCUGAAUUUCCAGUAUGGUCUAUUAACAUCAGUCACACAGUCAUCUUUAGAAGAUGUUUUUCAGUAAGAAGAGCAAAAUAUAGGCAAGUUUUGCAGGCACAUUUUGCCUACAUUUCAUGGUUUUUAAGGUUUAUGCCAUCUGUUUGUAAAGCGUAUUAUUGCCAGGCUUUGUGACUUGUUGUGGCACAAGAGUUAAUAAAUCAAUAUGACCUAUGAGUGAACUGAACAUUUGUGGGAACUAAAUACUGUCAGAUGUGUGUCUAAAGGCUUAGUCUGUCCUGAAAUCCAGACUCUGCUGUCCAGCUGACACACUUUUCCCUCAUAAACUUUUUGCCUCCUCUGCUUCUUUUCAUCAUUACUCAGAGAAGAAAAAGGAGAGACUUCAGCCACUCUGAGGUGCAUUACCUGCUGAGUGGAGUAGAAACCUUGGGCUUCUCCUGGAACUCUAUCCUGUGGUCGUACCCCUUCCAGCCUGGGCGCACCAAUGUCGACCUGGCCAAGAAAUACAGGCAGUUAAUGGUAACAGGAGAUACUCUCUGCCAAGCUGACAUCUGAUCUUUCCCAUCUUAACUUCCAAACUGCAUAUUUCUCAUGGAUUGAUUGAUAUUCUUACUUUCUUUUCCAACAGAAAGCGAGAGAAGCGAAUGUGGACCGCGCUUAAUCCUGGUCCUGACAUCUUGGCACAGCCCUGCUCUGUUAUGGUUUGUUUGAAUAGUUUGAUUUAUCUAAAACACCUUAUCUCUCUUCGGCCGAACACUUAAUGUAUUUGAUAAAUUCUGAAGAUAUGUCAACUUCAUAUGCUCAUGGAAAUUGUGUUUAUAUAUUUAUUUAUAUUUAUGUCGUUUUCUAGUAUUUGAGAUCUCAAUUUUGCUACUGAUGCUGUUAAAUAUUUGUAUUUAUUUAUUUAUGUUUAUGUUGUUUUCUAGUAUUUGCGAUCUCGAUUUUGCUACUGAUGCUGUUAAAUAUCUGUAUUUAUUUAUUUAUGUCUAUGUUGUUUUCUAGUAUUUUUAGAUCUUGAUUUUUCUACUGAUGCUGAUAAAUACUUGUUUAUAUUUAUGUUUAUGUUGUUUUUUUAGUAUUCUUAGACCUAGAUUUUGCUACUGAUUCUGCUACAUAUUUGUUUUUCCUCAUUGAAGCCAAUAAAGUAGUUUCUCAGCUGUU
This is a messenger RNA of Xyrichtys novacula (pearly razorfish), 8886 nucleotides long. Lineage: Eukaryota; Metazoa; Chordata; Actinopteri; Labriformes; Labridae. The record is from the annotation of a GenBank genome assembly.